Molecule: messenger RNA, 705 nt
Organism: Dufourea novaeangliae
Lineage: Eukaryota; Metazoa; Arthropoda; Insecta; Hymenoptera; Halictidae
Exons: 3
Coding region: 1-705 (234 amino acids)
Source: RefSeq, a predicted model, not a curated record
AUGAUCGACUAUUACUACAGACCUAGUUCUGGAGAGCCGAGCCAGAGUGUAUUAAGUCACACUUUUCAAAUUUUAGAGACAGUCCUGGCUGCGUUUGUCGCGUCAGCCAUUGCUGGAAGUUACGAGGACAGGGGAUACUACCAGUAUAGGGGCCCGCCAGCGCCACUAUCGAGCGAUGGCAUGGUGAUGGACACCCCGGAAGUGGCCCACGCGAGGGCUGCCCACCUGGCGAUGCACGCAGAGGCAAUGGCCAGAUUGAGGAAGGCCCAGAACGACUACGAAAUGUACGAGAACAACGACAUGACGAUGAUGAUGCCCAGGAUGAUGGAGGAGCCCAUGACCCCCAAACGUCAGCGUCAAAGGACCUCCUUCGCGCCACUGGAUCGCGAUGGCCGAGUGAUGGACACACCUGAAGUGACAGAAGCGAAGAAUGCCCAUUUAGCCGCCCAUGCCCGUGCAACGUCAAAAGCGUCCGAAUUUUAUGAAUUCGACGUGUACGAUGGUAGAAAGAAUGUGAUCUAUUUGACGCCGUUGCGAGUCACUUAUAAACACGCGCCGUCGAUCGGUUACCGGGGUCCGUUCGCCCCACUGGGCCCUGAUGGGCGCGUCGUCGACACGCCAGAAGUGGCGAGGGCGCGCGAGUCGCACAUGAAGGCCCAUGCACGCGCUCUCGGAAUGUCCACGCACAAUAAUCUUUACUACUGA